AUGGCCGCUAAGUCAGACGGGAGGCUGAAGAUGAAGAAGAGCAGCGACGUGGCGUUCACCCCGCUGCAGAACUCGGACCACUCGGGCUCGGUGCAGGGAUUGGCUCCGGGCUUGCCGUCGGGGUCGGGAGCCGAGGACGAGGAGGCGGCCGGGGGCGGCUGCUGCCCGGACGGCGGCGGCUGCUCGCGCUGCUGCUGCUGCUGUGCCGGGAGCGGCGGCUCCGGGGGCUCGGGCGGCUCGGGCGGCGGCGCUGGCGGCCCGGGCGGCGGCGGCGGGGCGGGCUCGGCGGCGCUGUGCCUGCGCCUGGGCAGGGAGCAGCGGCGCUACUCGCUGUGGGACUGCCUCUGGAUCCUGGCCGCGGUGGCUGUGUACUUCGCGGACGUGGGCACGGACAUCUGGCUCGCCGUAGACUACUACCUGCGCGGCCAGCGCUGGUGGUUUGGGCUCACACUCUUCUUCGUGGUGCUCGGCUCGCUCUCGGUGCAAGUGUUCAGCUUCCGCUGGUUUGUGCACGAUUUCAGCACCGAGGACAGCGCCACGGCCGCAGCCGCCAGCUGCCCGCAGCCUGGAGCCGAUUGCAAGACCGUGGUCAGCGGUGGUUCUGCAGCCGGGGAAGGCGAGGCUCGUCCUUCCACGCCGCAAAGGCAAGCAUCCAACGCCAGCAAGAGCAACGUCGCUGCCGCCAACAGCGGCAGCAACAGCAGCGGGGCCACCCGGGCCAGCGGCAAACACAGGUCUGCGUCCUGCUCCUUCUGCAUCUGGCUCCUGCAGUCACUCAUCCACAUCUUGCAGCUCGGGCAAAUUUGGAGAUAUUUCCACACAAUAUACUUAGGCAUUCGAAGCCGACAGAGCGGGGAGAAUGACAGAUGGAGGUUUUACUGGAAAAUGGUGUAUGAGUAUGCCGAUGUGAGCAUGCUGCACUUGCUAGCCACCUUUCUGGAAAGUGCUCCACAGCUGGUCCUGCAGCUCUGCAUUAUCGUACAGACUCAUAGCUUGCAGGCCCUCCAAGGUUUCACAGCGGCAGCCUCCCUUGUGUCCUUGGCCUGGGCCUUGGCCUCUUACCAGAAGGCCCUCCGGGACUCCCGAGACGACAAGAAGCCCAUCAGCUACAUGGCAGUCAUCAUCCAGUUCUGCUGGCACUUCUUCACCAUCGCCGCCAGGGUCAUCACGUUCGCCCUCUUCGCCUCAGUUUUCCAGCUGUACUUUGGGAUCUUCAUCGUCCUUCACUGGUGCAUCAUGACCUUCUGGAUCGUCCACUGUGAGACAGAGUUCUGCAUCACCAAAUGGGAAGAGAUUGUGUUCGACAUGGUGGUGGGGAUUAUCUACAUCUUCAGUUGGUUCAACGUCAAGGAAGGCAGGACACGCUGCAGGUUAUUCAUUUACUAUUUUGUGAUCCUUUUGGAAAAUACAGCCUUGAGCGCCCUCUGGUACCUCUACAAGGCUCCCCAGAUCGCAGACGCGUUUGCCAUUCCAGCACUGUGUGUGGUGUUCAGCAGCUUUUUAACUGGCAUUGUUUUUAUGCUGAUGUAUUAUGCCUUCUUUCACCCCAAUGGACCCAGAUUCGGGCAGUCACCAAGCUGUGCUUGUGAGGACCCGGUCGCUGCCUUCUCUCUGCCUCCGGAAGUGGCCACGAGCACCCUACGGUCCAUCUCCAACAACCGCAGUGUUGUCAGUGACCGCGAUCAGAAGUUCGCAGAGCGGGAUGGGUGCGUACCUGUCUUUCAGGUGAGGCCCACCGCCCCAUCCACUCCAUCAUCUCGCCCACCACGGAUUGAAGAAUCAGUCAUUAAAAUUGAUCUGUUCAGGAAUAGGUACCCAGCGUGGGAGAGACAUGUUUUGGACCGAAGCCUACGAAAGGCCAUUUUAGCCUUUGAGUGUUCCCCGUCUCCUCCAAGGCUGCAGUACAAAGAUGACGCCCUUAUUCAGGAGCGGCUGGAGUACGAAACCACUUUAUAA
Molecule: messenger RNA, 1956 nt
Organism: Propithecus coquereli (Coquerel's sifaka)
Lineage: Eukaryota; Metazoa; Chordata; Mammalia; Primates; Indriidae
Gene: XKR4
Product: XK, Kell blood group complex subunit-related family, member 4
Exons: 3
Coding region: 1-1956 (651 amino acids)
Biological process (GO): phosphatidylserine exposure on apoptotic cell surface; apoptotic process involved in development; engulfment of apoptotic cell
Cellular component (GO): plasma membrane
Source: RefSeq, a predicted model, not a curated record